Molecule: messenger RNA, 2888 nt
Organism: Aphanomyces invadans
Lineage: Eukaryota; Oomycota; Saprolegniomycetes; Saprolegniales; Verrucalvaceae
Exons: 11
Coding region: 112-1755 (547 amino acids)
Source: RefSeq, a predicted model, not a curated record
CAUCAAGUCCAGUAACGGCAACCUUUUCUUGGAUGCGCAGUUUCACCAACGUCGCCACCAUGUCGGUGGCAGGUACGUCCGACGUGUUGGCAGCAUGCGAGGAAGCAUCCGAUGACGACGGUAGAUUCGAUGCACAUGUGGGACGAGAUCGUUCGACUCAAGCAGCACGUCGCCGACCUGCAGCGGAACGAGCGCAUGCUGCUGGACCUGGCCAAGGCCGCCGCCGACGACCGGAAGCGGUUUGUGACGCAUCCGCAACUGGACGCCGGGCUGGCGCUCAAGGCGUCAACGACGUCAGUGCCUGCCGAGGUCGCAAAGCUGCGGGCGGACCUGAUGGACGCGAUCGCAGCCAAGGCGGAUCUCACGCUCGUGGACACGAUCCAUUUGAAAAAGCUCGACAUCUCGGCAUUCGACGCGCAUGUGGGCACGAUGGGCAAAGUGCGUGUCGCCCUCGAGCAAAUGCUCAAGGAUAUGUUUACAUCGUUUGCGCUGCACGUCGAACGCGACGUCCGCGUCGUCCAGGGGCUCAUGGACGUGAACGAAAAGCGCAUGUUGGGGGCACUGACCACCAUCGAAGCGGCCAAGCACGACCAUUUAUUUCUGUGUGACCGCGUCAAGGCGGUCGAGAAAAAGACGGCGGGAGGAUCGCCUCCCGACGCCGCGGCAUUCUUCCGCACCGACGACCACACGACAUUUCGCACGUUUGAGGCGGCACUCAACGCGGUGCAUGCCGAGACUGUUGCGUCGAACGAGGCCACUGCCAAACUCCACGAGAAGCUCGCGUCGAUGCAAAGCUCGAUCGAUGCAGUCCAACAAGAAGCAUCCAAGUCGCAGGUCGAUGUGUCCGCAGCGAUUGCCGCCGAAGUCGACAAAGCCCACGCUGCCGACGUCAAGAUGUUCAGGACGUUGGAGGCCAAGCAGCACGAGUUCGCAGAGAUGCUCCGCCGGGCCCAAGACACGGCAGCGUUGGCCGUGGCGGCUGUCGACGACUUUAAGUCGGACGCGUCGACCAUUCUCCAAGAGUCGUGCGACAAAAAAGUGGCGGCAUCAAUGAAGGCGAUGGGGAAAGAAACCGACCACCUCCGCGACAUGAUCAAGCGAAACCAAUAUGUUGCCGCCGAGCACACCAAAACGGUGGAAGGGAUGGUGCGGUGUACGAGUCAGGCAUUGUCUGCGCUCGAACAAAAGCUCCAUGCGCUCGGCAUCAUGUGCGAUGCGACCCGCCGGGACAUUGUCGACAUGAAAGGCCCGUUUCUAACCGAAGUCGCCAACUUGAAGGCAGAGAACGGCGCGAUCCUCAACGAAAUACGCCGCCAGCAGGACGUGUCGAGGGAGCUCGUCCUCGACUACAAGGACCUGAUCGACCAGCAGCACAACAGCUCGUCCGCAGCGAUGACCACGACGGCAGCAUCCGCCACUCGAACGACCGCUCCACUCAGGCCGCAGAAACCCAUGUCCGCCCGCCGUCCACAAUCCAGCAGUGCGAUGCCCGUCAACGUGACCAAGCGAUUUGGUGUCGUUGAGUGCCUCGCCAUGCCGUCCACGUCGUCCGUCGCAUGUGCCAAGAAGAUGAAGCCAAGGGCAAAGACUGCUGGACCGCGACGCACGCCGGUACGGGGAAUCGUGGCGUUGUCUUUGGGACGUCCCAACAUGAUCUCUGUGCAUGAUUGUUGCUGGGCAAGUCUGAAAACUAUCUCGACUCGUGGCUGGCGAAUGGAUUUGAGAGGCGGGGGUGCGAUUCGUGGACGAAGCUGAGGCAUUCGUUCAUCCGACUAGUCUGCCGACGCGGCCUCCAUCGGACCCGACGUGACCAGCGCGGGGACCGGCCAUGAACUCGAAAGGCAGACGCUCAAGACUCGAUGGAGCCGCUCCGACGAAUCUGUCCCCGACGACCACUUGUUUGUCGUGGGGUCCACCGACCCAGUCGAGAAUGCGUUUCUUCUGACCAAGUCGACGCCCGUGCACGACCCCUUGGCUCGCUUCGGCCAACAGCGCUCGGCCGUGCAGAACAACAACUUGAUGGACGAUCGCGCCGUGCCCCACGACAGUGACGACGACCGCGAUGGCGGGUCUAUGCUCGGAGUUGGGCAGCAGCCGCAUCCCUCGUUUCAUCACGUCGGGUAACCCGAUCGAUCCAUCCACAUGAUGGGUCAGUUGCCGCACCAAGGCCAUACGACACCAAAUUACCGUUCUAACGGACGUCGCCGACGAUCGUGAUCGUGAUCCGUGUUCAUCUCGAGUUGGGAAUGAAAGCACUCUGCACAAGUCACGUGGCCUCGUCAUAGCAACUCCAUGUUAUGUGGCUGGGUGUGGACUGCUUCUAUGGGGGCGUGGUCCAGCCACGUCGUGUGCGACUCUGUGUUGUUGUGCCUGGGCCUUGUCAAUGUACAACCCGAUGAGCUUUUGCUGGUGUGGAGGCAAUGUUGCGACGUGCGCAGCACAGGCACUGGAGCCGCCGAGAAAGUAGAGUGCGACUAAACACCCCACCGCGUUCUUGCGCACCCCAGAGUUUGCGUGGUUCAAGCACUACAACCACGAGAAUGAACACGCCAUCGAAUGCUGCACGCAACGUACGGCGACGACAGCUUUUGCCGUGUUAUCAAACGUCGGCCGCGACAUGCCCUCGGUGUGCAUGUCCAGAAGCUCCAUGGCCAAGCGGAGGCAUUUCAACACGACUUGGAGAUCCAAUGCCGACGACGACGGCGACGUGGAGCUCGCUACCACAAACGGAACGAGCAAGUGGAGGCGCGCCAACGCGUCGACGGUCGACAGGCAUAGCUGCAACGUCUUGUCCACAAAGUACUGGGCCUACAUGUCGCAGCUGAUAUACCCAUGGGGGCACGGAACAACAUGAAUGUGUGCUCACCAUCAACGAUGACGGCGUCAGC